AUGCCUCUGUUUGAGCUUUUCAGGCUCUCCAAAGCUGCUCAAGACAAUAACACUUCUCCACCCGUAGAUGAAGUUGUUGAGCUAGUUUGGGAAAACGGUCAGAUUUCAACUCAAAGCAGAUCAAGAAACACUCCUCCACAACACUCUGUUCAUCAAGGAACCUCUUCUAGACCUAGAGAGAUCGGAAACAGCUCAAAGACGCCAAUGAUGGACGAGAUCCCUAUGUCAGUACCCUCUCUAAUGACGGGUUUGAGUCAAGACGAUGACUUUGUCCCAUGGCUGAACCAUCAUCAUCACCAUCAUCAAUCUUUAGAUGGAUAUUGCUCUGAGUUCUUGAAUGAUGUGUCUCCCGUUACUGUCAACGAGCAAGAGGAGGAGAAUACGGAGUUGUUUCAUAGAACAAACAAUGACAAUGAAUCAGCUCCUGCUGCUUCUUCAUCGAAGUAUAACGGUUUUCAAUCACAUUCUCUCUAUGGAAGUGAGAGAGCUGGAGAUCCUGUUAGCCAAGAACCAUUAGUCACAACUAACAAGCCUGGUUUGAUCAACUUUUCGCACUUCUUACGCCCCGCUACUUUGGCCAAGAGUCCUAAUAAUGGAUCUAAAGAGAAGAGUCCUCAAAGCCCGGCUAAUGUGUUUCAGACCAGAGUUCUUGGAGCUAAAGACUCGGAAGAUAAGGUUGUUAACGAGUCUGUUGCUUCUGCUAUGCCUAAAGAUAACCAAAAGGCUUGUCUAGUUUCAGAAGACUCUGGUAGAAAAGAGCAGGAGAGUGAGAAGGCUGUUGUGUGUUCUUCUGUUGGGUCUGGUAAUAGUCUUGAUGGUCCAUCUGAAAGUCCUUCACUUUCUGUUAAAAGAAAGCAUUCGGAUGUUCAAGACAUUGACUGUCAUAGUGAAGAUGUUGAAGGAGAAUCAGGAGAUGGAAGAAAAGAAGCAGCUCCAUCUCGAACAGGCACUGGUUCAAAGAGAAGCCGGUCGGCAGAAGUACAUAAUCUGUCUGAAAGGAGAAGGCGUGAUAGGAUUAACGAGAAGAUGCGUGCUCUUCAAGAACUCAUACCAAACUGCAACAAGGUGGACAAAGCUUCGAUGCUAGAUGAAGCAAUCGAGUAUCUCAAGUCACUUCAACUUCAAGUACAGAUCAUGUCUAUGGCUUCUGGUUACUACAUGCCACCGGUUAUGUUCCCACCGAGUAUGAGCCAUUACCCGGCUGCAGCGGCAGCAAUGGCAAUGGGUAUGGGAAUGCCUUAUGCAAUGGGCUUACCUGAUAUGAGCCGUGGCGGUCCCUCGGUUAACCACGGACCACAGUUUCAGGUCCCAGGGAUACAACAAGGGAUGACGAUGCCACGUGUCUCUGGUGGUGGUUUCUUCGCGGGUUCUUCAACGAUGGAGAUGAAUAAGAGUGGGGAUGGUACUAAAGAUGAAACGACGAGAAAGGACAAUAAUAGCUUGAGACCUAUUAAGAGAAAACAGGGGUCUUCUGAUCAGUUUUGUGGUUCGUCGUGACAUAAACACAAACUUAAAGACUGAUACAUUUAUAUAUUAUCAAUAGCAUUUAAACAAAUCAUCUCUAAACCCCAUAAAUAAAUAAGAUUAAAUUAUGUGUUCUGCAAUAAUUAAAGAGCUUUUUGUUGCUUCUGUUCACUAUUAUUCCUUUUUGUAAUUAGAAAUACUUCGGAUUUAAUGUUAUCUUAAAAUGCAGAAUCUGCAGUUGGUAAUAUUAAUAUAUGUUGGG
Messenger RNA from Eruca vesicaria subsp. sativa (arugula), 1726 nucleotides. NCBI's taxonomy places the organism in Eukaryota, Viridiplantae, Streptophyta, Magnoliopsida, Brassicales, Brassicaceae. The record is from the annotation of a GenBank genome assembly.